Molecule: messenger RNA, 1779 nt
Organism: Komagataella phaffii GS115
Lineage: Eukaryota; Fungi; Ascomycota; Pichiomycetes; Pichiales; Pichiaceae
Product: Peripheral mitochondrial inner membrane protein, located on the matrix face of the membrane
Exons: 1
Coding region: 1-1779 (592 amino acids)
Molecular function (GO): protein binding
Source: RefSeq, a predicted model, not a curated record
AUGCUACAAAGUCUAGGUAGCUCCAACCGUUGGAGAACUGUUCAGACUUGUACGUAUGUGUGGGAUCGUUGUUUCGCACAAAUGGCUACUGCCUGUAACAAUCAGGAGUAUCUCCAGUUCUUACCUUAUGUGGGAAAGGGAUCCAAGUUCAAGACUCAUUAUAUCAACUCCUUUAACAGCGUAUCCAACUCUAACCAAUCACAUGAUGACCACGAACUACGCAGUAGACAGCAAAAAUUGACGAAUUAUAAGAAAAUCUCCAAGUAUCUCUCGCAGGACGAGUUAUUUCAACUGAACCAAGAAUUCAUCCAACAAAUAUUCUCUUUAAUCACCAGUUUCAGGUAUGAUUCUAAAAUCCUAGAUCCAGGAACUGUUCAAGAGUUUUACAGACAACCAAGAGUCUUGUCAAGGGCACCUAAGUUACCAGAAUCACUGAACAUCGAGGUUUUCACGGAGUAUGUAGACCAGAUCACGAAUAAUCGAUAUGUGCAUAACCACGCUUCUAACGAGGAAAACGUUAUUCCAAUGUUGCUGCGUCAGUUCUUUCACAAGGAUAACAGACACUGUAUGAAACUGAGGGGUAUUCACUCCUACAACAACGUUAUUCGUUUCUUUCUUUCUAAGAACGACCUACCAUAUGCGAAAUCGUUGUUGGCUCAGAUGAGAACAGAAGGAAUUAGGCCAAAUAGAUUGACAUACAAUCUUUUUAUUGGUCAUUUGAGGAACAUGCCUGUACACUAUACAAACCCCCUCAUUACUGUUUUGAAGUAUUUGGGUUUAAUGAGAAAGGAAUACAUUUCUCCUGAUUCAACCACAUGGCAUCUGAUCUACCAGAUUUUGCCAGACAAAAUUUCCAAGCAAAUGUUAUUGGACAAAAUGGAUCAACUGGGAUUUUCCAGAACUGCACUUUUGACACGGUUCGAACUGGAAUCGCUCUCGUGUUCUAAUGAAAUGACGAAAUUGCUGCAGAGCACUCCACCACCAUCGAAGGACAUAAACUGUUUCAAUAUUUUGUUUUCUCAAUUGGUCAUAGAGAAAAAAUAUCAGAAAUGUUGGGAAUUGCUCCAUGAAACUACACUAACUCCCAACUUGUCCACUCUCAAUAGCAUUCUCAAUUCUCUCCGAAACAAUUCCCGAGUCGAUCUGUGUUUUGUCUUUUACAAUUACAUGCUGGACAAGUUCAAGAUUUCCCCUAACACUACCACUUUUCACUACUUGAUUGCGGCAGCUGUCAAGCAGGGAUUUCAUAAUAAUUGGAGACAGGUCCUCAGGAUUCUAUAUCAUGAAAUGUUAGUUGUUACAGGAACCACAAAUAACUUCUCAGGAUACUAUCUUCAACGGGCCAAAGCCCGUUCUUUAAUUGAUCUGAAAAAUAAUCAAGCUCCGUUGAAUUUAAAAACUCCACUUUCAACCGCAGAACUGGACAUCCGUCACCAACUUUUUAAUGAUCUUUCUAUCAAUACAGAAACCAAGAAAUUCCCAACCAUACCAAACACACAGAAACAUGGGCCAAAGUUUGUAAAAGCUGCUCUUACAAGCGGGUACCACAGAGCUAAACCUUCCAAAAACGGAGAACAGAAAGGAAACUACAUACACCUGGCCAACAGAGCCAAGUCUGUCAAGAGUGCCAUACAAAAAGAUUUUAAACAAAAGGACAAAAUGCAUAAUUUAUCCCGAAGGUAUAGAGAUCGAAUCAGCAUCAUCAAAGAGGGUUACACGAGCAAUCUUAAACAAAAACUUGUAGAUAACAAUAUGGUCUCUGUUCCCUAUCUAAAAUAG